This is a messenger RNA of Cyclocybe aegerita, 1908 nucleotides long. Lineage: Eukaryota; Fungi; Basidiomycota; Agaricomycetes; Agaricales; Hemipholiotaceae. The record is from the annotation of a GenBank genome assembly.
AUGCCUGACAUAAGGCUGACCAAGCUGAUGGCUGAGCUGCCGAGACACGCUUUUUCUUAUUCCUACCACGGAGGUCUGGUUUACCUCAUAAUGUUCUUUCUAAACCUCCCAAAGUCUUUAAUAUGCUCGUCGUUCCUGUUCCUGACAGCCGCUGUGCCAGUCAGCGCGGGGAUUGAGCUGACAAUGGACAACUUCCCCACAACCGUCGACAAGGGCCUGUGGUUUAUCGAGCACUUCUCUCCUUAUUGCGGACACUGCAAACACUUCAAGCCGACAUGGGACCAACUCGCGAAGGAUGCGGAGGAGGAGAUACCCAGCGUGAAGCUUGCAACGGUAAACUGUGUUACGCAAGGAGAUCUAUGUAACCAGAACAAAGUGACGGGGUACCCUCAGCUCAUGAUGUACGAAGACGGGAAGAUGGUCAGCCAGUUCAAGGGCGCUCGCGAGAUGGACGCUCUCAAGAAGUUCAUCAAGGGACACGUCAAAGAGGAGCCAGCCCCACCACCACCGCCUCCUCCUCCACCUCCAGCACCAAAGGCUGCCCAGGAACCGCCCAAACCCGUUCUGAACACCGCAGGGGAAGUCGUCACCCUCACAGCCGAGACCUUUGGGAGAACGCUCGCGCAGGGGCCCGCGUUCGUCAAGUUCUUCGCGCCAUGGUGUGGGCAUUGCAAGAAGCUGGCACCGACAUGGAAGCAGCUCGCGCGGCACAUGCAAGGGAAGCUCACCGUCGCCGAGGUCAACUGCGACGAUUCCGGUUCAUUGUGCAAGAAACAGAACAUCCAGGGCUACCCCACACUCGUUUGGUUCGGGCAGGGAGAGAAUGAGGAUGGGCGGUCGGAGUACACGAGUGGACGGAAAAUUGAUCAACUGAAGGCAUUUGCAGAGAAGGCUAGUGCAGCGGGUGUGCAUAUUCUGGAGAAGGCGGAUGACUUGGAUGCACACGUUGCGGAAGCUGAUGUCGUGUACCUCCUGCUGCACUCGGCCUCAAGUUCUAACGUCCUGAAAACCAUUCGUGAGGCCUCUGCUCCCCUUCUCGGUUCGCCCGAGAUCUUCGCCUCCUCGUCUGACAUCCUCCGGAAUCGCUUUUCCAUCCCCUCAAGCACGCCAUGGGCACUCGUUGCCAUUAAGGACCACGACAUGAACCUUCCCUCGUCCACCUACCUAGCCACCGGCCACGAGACAGGCACCGAUGCGGACCUGCGUAAAUGGCUGCUGACACACCGAGUUCCAACGGCAGUCGAGCUGACGCAGGACUCAUUCCAGGGCGUGAUGAACGCCCCGCAGGCGCCUCUGGUCGUCAUCGUGUCGGCUUCUGGCACGGAGGGCUCGUCGGUUUCAGAGCAAACGAAGGCGAAGAUUCUCCGCCGCAUUAAGGAUGUUGCGAAGAAAUGGCGAGUCCGGACAGAAGGCAGCGGACUCACGCACGGACGUGAAGUCGUCUUCGCCUGGAUGGACGGCAGUCGAUGGGCUGAGUGGCUCAAGAGCAUGUACGGCUUCGAUGGUGCCCAAGUUAAUGAGAAUGGUGACGAGAAGCACGAGGUGGAGAACGUUCGCGUCGUCGUGGCUGAUCACUCCAGACUCGUUUACUACGAUGGUGACCGCACCGGUAAUGCUAUUAAGUUCACCUCGUCUGCGAGCAUCUUCGCAGCAGUCGAGGACGCUGCCUGCGGCAAGAGCCAGUACAAGCACUCUGAAAACUUGAUCGAACGCAUGGCUAGGUACCUUAACGGCAAGAUGACUACGAUCGAGUUCUUCGUUGUGAAUAAGCCCUUGCAAGCCGUCUUUUACUUCCUUGUCGCGGUGAUCGUGCUCUUCUGGGUCCUGAACAGGAUGAUUGGUAAUGAUGUUCCCAACAUGCAGGAAGAGUGGAGAGAGAACAAGGGCAAGAACGGUCGGUUAGACUGA